This is a messenger RNA of Carlito syrichta (Philippine tarsier), 1635 nucleotides long. RefSeq names its product peroxisomal biogenesis factor 10 (gene PEX10). The record is from RefSeq and is a predicted model, not a curated record. The coding region runs from base 1 to 1014 and encodes 337 amino acids. Gene Ontology annotation, cellular component: peroxisomal membrane. Gene Ontology annotation, biological process: protein import into peroxisome matrix. Lineage: Eukaryota; Metazoa; Chordata; Mammalia; Primates; Tarsiidae. Gene Ontology annotation, molecular function: zinc ion binding. The transcript is spliced from 6 exons.
AUGCCCGGGCCCUCGGACAGCCAGAGCCGUGCUCCGUCCAAGAAGGAAGAACGGCCGGGGCGGGAUGGCCAGGCUCCCAGCGGUGCAGACCUUCUCCUGGACCCUCAGAGCAGCCCUGGCAGAGUAACAUUGUUUCUCCUUCCAGGUGCAAAGAAGUGGCUGGAGUGGAGGAAAGAGGUGGAGCUGCUCUCGGAUGUUGCCUACUUCGGCCUCACCACACUUGCAGGCUACCAGACCCUCGGGGAAGAGUACGUCGGUGUUGUCCAGGUGGACCCAUCCCAGAGGCAUGUGCCAAGCACACUGCGCCGUGCCAUGCUGGUGGCCCUGCAUGCUGCCCUACCCUACCUUCUGGACAGGGCACUGCUGCCCCUGGAGCAGGAGCUGCAGGUGGACCCCGACAGUGGGCGGCCCUUGCAGGGGAGCCUGGGGCCCAGCGGGCGUGGCCGGUCGUGGGUGCGGCGCUGGGUGCAUCGCCACACGGCCGCCCUGACAGAGCAGCAGAAGAGAGCAUUCUUGCGGGCAGCCUUCGUCCUCAGACAGGGCCUGGCUUGCCUCCAGCGGCUGCAUGUGGCCUGGUUUUACAUCCAUGGUGUCUUCUACCACCUGGCCAAACGGCUUACAGGCAUCACCUACCUCCGCGUCCGCCACCUGCCGGGAGACGACCCACGGGCCCGCACAAGCUACAGGCUGCUGGGGCUGGUGUCCCUGCUGCACUUAGCACUCUCCGUCGGGCUGCAGCUCUAUGGCUUCCGGCAGCGCCAGCGGGUCAAGAAGGAGUGGAGGCUGCACCGCAACCUGUCUCACCGCAGGGGCUCCCUGGAGGAACGCACCAUCUCCAGGAACCCACUGUGCACCCUGUGCCUGGAGGAGCGCCGCCACCCCACAGCCACACCCUGUGGCCACCUGUUCUGCUGGGAGUGCAUCACCGCAUGGUGCGGCACCAAGACGGAGUGUCCCCUCUGCCGGGAGAGGUUUCGUCCCCAGAAGCUCGUCUACCUUCGCCACUACCGUUGACCUGACGCCCAGAUGGGGCCCGAGUGGAUGGAAAGACCUGAGUCGGAAUGUUGAGAAAAACGUAUCAAGAUUUACUUGCACAGAAACUAUACAGUUCUUAUAUGCUCUGGUUUUUGUCACAUGAGGUACUACACCGACCACCAGGGGAGGACAGGAACCCACUGCCUGAGGCUCAGGCAGGGCCUAGGGCCAAGGCCCGGAUGGGAGAAUGUCUAGCCCUGCCUGGUGCAGUGGUCUCUGGUGAAGCCCACUUAUUUGGACAAGGCUUCAGGUUGCUCCCCCAGACUACACAGCUGAAAACUAACUUCCGAAGUAGGCCAAAAGGAAAUGUAUUCGCUUGUGUGAAAAUGACUCUGACACUGGUGGGUAUUUAAGGCAGCGGACUGCGUGCAUGCUGCAUCGGAGGCGGCACAGGGAUAUACGGCUGCUUCAGCCAGGUGGUUAGAGGCAGCCCCAUAGCUGCCCACAAGGAGGCAGAGGCCCCUGCAGGAUGUCGCGGCAGAGUGAGUCCCUCAGGACUUGAUGGCAAGACCACACGGGAGUACAGACCAAGGUUGGCAUUGCUACCUGAAAUGUUUGGCACGUACCAUUUAAUACACAUUGAGUUUGCUUCCAGUUUUA